GAUGCAUCUUCUAACAAGAACAGCAAUGUGAUUUCAAAAAGGGAUAGCCUUGGAAGUCGCCAACCACAAAAUUUUGAAAGCAACAAAAGAAAUAACUUGUCCAGAUUUUCAGGAAGAUUUCAAGACAAUAAACAGAGACAGCCAAAAAAUUAUGUAACUUGCCAAAAAGAGGAGAGACAGAAAAAAACAGCAUUUGAAAGUGUUAGCAAUAUUUCAAAUGUGGAUGAUGGUAUAACUUAUGAGGCAGAGGUGCAAGACGAGGGUGCAUGUGGUGGCGGUGAUGAAUUCUUUAACAGAAAAUCAGCAUCUGCCAGGAACCUCAAUCACAUGAUCAACUUUCAUUAUGAUGAUUCUCACAGGAGUUCACGGAAACAAGGAUACAGUGGUUACCAUGACAACUAUCGUUAUGGCAACUCCAAGAAAAGUGGCAGUAACAAGUCACAAUGCUAUAAGAAAAAAGGCUUUUUCAACAAGGAAAGAUUUCUGCAGGCCAAUUGUCAGUUUGUGGUGAAGUCCGAUGGUGAUUAUGGCGUGCACUCUGUUGACCCUGAUGCACUGGCUCAAUGGGAGCUCAUACAACAAGUGAAAUUAACAGUGCAUGAAGCUCCUUACUGCCCCAUCUGUUUGUACCCUCCAAAAGCUGCCAAGAUAACUCGAUGUGGGCACAUAUAUUGCUGGCCGUGCAUUCUGCACUACUUGUCCCUGGAUGACAAAUCAUGGAGGAAGUGCCCCAUCUGCUCGGAUGCUGUGCACUCUAAUGAUCUCAAAAGUGUCCAGGCAACAUUGGUGACCAAGUAUGAAGCAGGAAUGCAGAUUACAAUGAAAUUGAUGAAGAAGUUAAGAGGUCAGUUGACCGUUGUACCAAAGUCUCAAUGGAUCCAUAAUGUUGGACAUCUGAGAUCUGUCAGAGAUUUGAAGCAGUCCCUGUAUGCCAAAUUGUUGACAUCUGAUGAUGACUACAUCAGUGAUAUGAUGAUGAAAGAAAGAGUGGAGUUGUUGGAAGUGCUGAACGAAGAGACUGAAAAUAAUUUGGAAUCAUGUUUCAUCAAACUGGCUCUGGAGAAGUUAGAGAAACAGAGAAUGGACUGGAUUGGAUCGUCUUCAUCUCCACCUUGUCUGUUAUCACCCGAACUACCAUCAGAUGCCAAAACCGUUUUAAAAAAGCUUGAUACAUUGAUUAAAAAAGAUGGCGAUGAUGACAUUGGUGCACAAGUCAAUUCACAGUCAUGUGCCAGUGUCAAAUUCUAUGUGUCAGCAUUUGAUGAUGAUGAGGCAGUCGGUGGGCAUGAAUUGGUCGGUGGUAACGAUGCUGGAGAGGAUGAUAAAGAAAGGGAAGAUGAAGAAGACGACAAUGACGAUGAUGCUGGUGGUGGUUUCGUUCUUUCUGCAGCAAUUAAUGAGGAUUAUAAACAUAAAAAAUUAAUUAAAAAUUUUGAUGAUUUAGCAGAAGAUUGCCAAAAUGAUGAUAAUGAUGAAAUUAAAAAUGAUGUCGGUUGUGUUGCCAAAAAGCAGGAUGAGAAAAUGUUGAAGGUGACUGACAGAGUAGAUAAUGAUGAAGAGAGAAAUGUAUUGCACUUUUACCAAGCUGCUGAUGGUCAGCACAUAUACAUGCAUGCACUUAAUGUGAAAUCAUUGAAACAAGACUUUCUCACACUCUCACGAUGUCCUGAUGAAAUUGUUGCCAACAUCUUAGAAGUAGAAGAGAGGUCCAUGGAUGAGUUAUGGAGAGACAGACUUCGCUACCUCAACCACCUGCCACUCUCAUGUGAAUUCAAGUUAGUGGAACUUGAUCUUCGACCUCCAAUUAUUUCGAAAGAUGCUUAUGAUGUGUUUGAGGAAGUGAGGAAAAGUAGGGAGGCAGAGAGGAAGAGAAAGAUGAAGAGGGAUUGCAAGAUGGCAGCACGAAUUCAGAGGGAGGAAAACAGGAAGUUGGGAAUUGAUCCAACUGCACAGAUUGUCAGGUCAGAUUAUAGAAAAGACGUGAGAACGAUGAAAAUAUCAGAAACUUCUUCAUCAUCAUCAGGAAAUGAUCAUCAUGAUAAUGAGUUUAAUGCUGAUGCUGAAUUUUGUGGCCCUGCAAAAGUUGCAGAUGAAGUUAUGAGGCAGAAUAAUAGUCCAAUGUCAUUUGCUCAGAUGAUAAGGAUGGGAAAAACAAAACAGCAGCAACCAUUUGGCACAGCAAAGGCGUCAAUGCAAGAAAAUAGUGACAAACAUGGAAAAACUAACGUGAAAAAUAAAGAUGCCGACGAUGAUGAGUGCGGUGGAGUGAGUUUGGUUCCUGAUUUCAAGGUGACCUGGUGUGAGGGGAUUGAGGAAAAGUUGAGAAACAUGGAAAUGUCAGGCAAGCAGUCAGAUCAUCAUCACUAUGAUCACGAUAGGUGCUCAAACGGAGAAGAUGGUGGAAUGAAGAAAAAUAAGAAGAAAAAGAACAAGCAAACUCUUUUGUUCACCACUAGAGGAGUUGGUCCCAGGUGUUAGUUCUGUCGAGCAGAGUAUCUUUAUGUUGCACCACUGCACUAUCAUGACCACAAUGCAAGGUUGUGUUGGAUCAAUAGGUGCACACAGAACUAAGUUGUGUAUAUAUAUACAUAUACGUUUAUGAUGCAAGUUACGUUUACAUGAUUUUACUUUUUUUUGUUCAUAUAUUUGCCAACUUUAUUCUUUAUUGAAGUCUUGAUGGCGAGUAAAAGUGUGUUUGAUGAUGCAUAUUAUUUUUUAAAGUUUCUUCAACUGAUGUACUUAUAAAAUAAACCGCUAACGGAUUAAAAGUAACAAAAACGGUGUUAAGCUUUGUUGCGUAAACAAAGUGGUGUUUGUAUAAUAUCAAAUUAUUAAUGUUCUAAUUGAAUUUUUUGGUCUUGGCUGAUAAGUUUAAUUUUUUUUAUUUUGAAUUCACUGCAAUUUGAAUAAAAAAUGAUUC
Messenger RNA from Helobdella robusta, 2920 nucleotides. RefSeq lists its product as hypothetical. The transcript has 13 exons. Lineage: Eukaryota; Metazoa; Annelida; Clitellata; Rhynchobdellida; Glossiphoniidae. The record is from RefSeq and is a predicted model, not a curated record. The coding region runs from base 328 to 2478 and encodes 716 amino acids. Gene Ontology annotation, biological process: positive regulation of transcription by RNA polymerase II. Gene Ontology annotation, molecular function: transcription cis-regulatory region binding; metal ion binding.